This is a messenger RNA of Choloepus didactylus (southern two-toed sloth), 2466 nucleotides long. It is a transcript of the gene HGH1, whose product is annotated as HGH1 homolog. NCBI's taxonomy places the organism in Eukaryota, Metazoa, Chordata, Mammalia, Pilosa, Megalonychidae. The coding region runs from base 40 to 1224 and encodes 394 amino acids. The record is from RefSeq and is a predicted model, not a curated record. The transcript has 6 exons.
CAGGCGGCGGAGCCGGGCGCGGGGCGGCUGGCGGCGGCCAUGGGGGAGGCCGGCGCGGGCGCUGGCGGGCCGCGGAGCGCGGAGGGCAGCCCGGAGGCGGAGGCGGCGGCGCUGCUGCCCUUCCUGGCGCCCGGGGCGCGCGCGGACCUGCAGGCGGCGGCGGCGCGGCACGUGCUGGCACUGACGGGCUCCGGGCCGGGCCGCGCGCUGCUGGGGGGGCAGGCGGCGCUGCUGCGAGCGCUGGCCGAGCUGGCGGCGGCCCCGGCCCCGGCCCCGGCCCCGGCCCCGGCCCGCGACGCCGCCCGCGCGCUGGUCAACCUGGCGGCAGACCCCGGGCUCCACGAGCCGCUGCUGGCGGCCGAGCCCGGGCUGCCUGCCCGCCUGCUGGGCCGCGCGUUGGACCCACAGUGGCCCUGGGCCGGGGAGGCGGCCGCCGCGCUGGCCAACCUCAGCCGCGAGCCCGCGCCUUGUGCCGCGCUGAUGGCGGUGCUGGCGGCCGCGGAGCCGGGGGAGCCGGGCUUGGAGAGGCUGGUGCGCGCGCUGUGCACGCCCGGGUACAACGUCCGCGCGUCCUUGCAUUACCUGGGGCCGCUGCUUUCCAACCUCAGUCAGCGGCCCGCGGCGCGCGCCUUCCUGUUGGAUCCCGACAGGCGCGUGGUUCAGCGGUUGCUCCCCUUUACCCAAUACCCAGAGUCCUCGGUGCGCAGAGGCGGCGUGGUGGGGACGCUGCGCAACUGCUGCUUCGAGCAUCGACACCACGAGUGGCUGCUCGGGCCGGAAGUGGACAUUCUCCCCUUUUUGCUCCUGCCCCUGGCCGGGCCUGAGGACUUCCCCGAGGAGGAGAUGGCGAGGUUGCCUGUUGACCUGCAGUACCUGCCACCAGACAAGCAGCGAGAGCCUGAUGCUGACGUCCGCAAGAUGCUGAUUGAGGCCAUCAUGCUGCUGACAGCCACAGUGCCUGGUCGGCAGCAGGUGCGGGACCAGGGAGCCUACCUGAUCCUGCGAGAGCUGCACAGCUGGGAACCAGAACCUGAUGUGCGGGUGGCUUGUGAGAAGCUCAUUCAGGUACUUAUUGGGGACGAGCCGGAGCACGGCAUGGAAAACCUGCUGCAGGUACAGGUGCCUGAGGAUGUGGAGCAGCAGCUGCAGCAGCUGGAUCACCAGGAGCAGGAGCAGUGUGAGCGGGAGCGGCAGGAGCGGGAGCUGGCACCAGAGCCCACCUGAGGCCCCUGCAGCAACCCCUGGUCCCCACAGCUCAGAGGAUGUGCCCUGCUAAGAGAGCUGCCCUGAGGAUGUGCGUCCUUGCUGAGGACUCAGGUUUCCUGGUUCUGGGAUGAGUGUGCAAUAAGGAUGGCAGGAGCUGGCAUGGCCCCAGUCCUGUGCCCAGUUGCUGCCCCCAGAAGGUGUGGGUUGCUCAGUGAGCACUGCUCAGCCAGCACUGACCAGGCCCUGUGGCCCUCAGCUCGCUCUGCAGUGGAGGGGGUGGGAGGAUGGCCAGCAGGGCUGCAGGGCUCCUCCCUGGCUCGGCAGUGGACUGGACAGCACAACAUUCACCCUGAGGAGGCAGCUGGAGCCUCCCAGGCCUGCAGAUGUGGGGGACCCUCAAGCUCCGACUGCCCAAGACCCUGCCUCAGAGGGCUCUUGGGACUUGUGCCUGUGACCCAGCCACAACCUGGAUCUUGUCUUUUGGGGUUUUCUGAGGACUGUGUGGUCUCCCAAGUCUGAACUGGCCUGGCCGUGCUUGCUGGGCACUGCUCUGCUCUUACAAGCUUCACUCCCUGCCCUCGGCCCCUUGUCUGCCGCCCAGGUUCUCUGGUGUCUCAGUCCUCGGUUGAACUGGUUCCGUGCUCUUCCCCUCUAGCUAGGGCCCCUCCCUGCUUAGCUCUCUUGAGCCUCAUGGUUCAAGACCUUCUAGGACCCCCACCCCCAGGGCCCCUGGCCUGUGUCACUGAGGGCCUCCUUGAGAGGCCUUGCCCCCUGCCCAGCAUAUCCCCAACUAUCCUCUGCCCCCCUGGAGCCCCCUACCACUGCACACUCCCCAUUCUGCAGCUGCCAAGUCCCCCAGACUGGUGGGGGGGGGGGCUCUCCAUGCCCUGCUCCUUUCUCAGCCUCCUGCCUGACUUCAGUGCCAACAGCACAGGGACCCUGAGUACUGGCCACCUCACCCCUGGGCGCUCCUAGGCCCAUCAGGACCCACAGAUCCAGCACCCCAUUUCAGACAUCUGCAGCUGCUGCUCCCCCACUCCCCAGCUCUCUCUGCACUCUCCCAACUCCCCUGGGGCAUCUGAUUGGUGCCACAAGGCCCCCUUUUACCUUUUCCUGGGGCAGACCCAUAGCUUCUGCAUUGACUGGUGACCACGUGGCGAGUCUGGUCUAGGCUGGGUCCCCCCAGGCUUCCCACCCUCUCCCCACAUUGCAUGUUCACACCCCUGGCUCUGACAGAAUAAAUGUUUAUCUGGCCCCUUG